Stylonychia lemnae is the source of this 657-nucleotide messenger RNA. Lineage: Eukaryota; Ciliophora; Spirotrichea; Sporadotrichida; Oxytrichidae. The record is from the annotation of a GenBank genome assembly.
AUGACAUCAGAAAAUUCUACAGUUGGAAAGUUCAAAUACAAGGUUGUUUUCCUUGGAGAUCAAUCAGUUGGAAAGACCUCAAUCAUCCAUAGAUUCAUAUACGAUUCAUUCGAUGAAAACUAUUAGGCAACUAUCGGUAUAGAUUUCAUGUCUCAUAAGAUGUACGUCGAAGAUAAGAUCAUUAUUCUCAAUCUUUGGGACACAGCAGGACAAGAGAGAUUCAAGUCACUCAUACCUUCAUAUAUCAAGGACUCCGCCGUUGCAAUCGUUGUGUUUGAUAUAACCUCUCGCUAGUCUUUUUAGUCAGUGGAUAAAUGGAUUGAAGACGCCAAGAAUUUGAGAGACGAUGAUGUCCUAUUGAUUUUAGCUGGUAACAAGGCUGAUUUAAAUGACUAGAGGCAAGUAACGACUUAAGAAGCCCAUGAAUAUGCUAGCAAAAGAAAUAUCAUGUAUUUCGAAGUAAGUGCAAGGACAGGAACAAAUAUCACUAUGUGCUUUAAUCAACUUGCGAAGAAACUGACAGGCAUAGAAACUAAUCCAAUUAAUCAAAGUGAAAUAAAAAAUACUGGCUUCACCCUCAAUGCCCCUAAUGGGAAUAAUACUGGUGAUCCAAAGACACCUGAUGGAGGAAAGAAAAAGAAAGGGAAAUGCUGCUGA